AUGUCUGCUAUUUCAGUUUGUUUCCUAUUAAUUUUCAGCUUCACUUUUCAAUUAACACUAAGCCUGCCUGCCGCUACAACAACAACAACUUCUGCUAUUGAUGAAACAUCUGGACAGACGACAACUAACAGUAAAGAACAGUUAAAUAAUACUGAUGCAUAUGCUUAUAAGAUACCAGAUGCAAGCAGUAGUGAAGAUGAUGCGAAUUGGACAGUAAUUUCACAUGAUGCACUUCAUGAAGCAUUGAAUUCUACAGAUGAUUCACUAGAUCAUGGUGAUGAGACAACGGAAAGCAGACUUGAUAAGACUACAACACCAACACUACUGUCGACUACUGUCAGUGAAACAACUGAAGAAUCAUCGUCUGUCUCAUCACAAAAGUCUGAAAAACAGCAGCAACAGCAACAACCGAGUGAUACCGAAGACAAAAAGACAGGAAAUGAAGGUGAAAAACAGACAGCAGCCAAGUCAACUAAAUCUACUACAACUUCAGAAGAAACAGCUGUUUAA
Trichobilharzia szidati is the source of this 510-nucleotide messenger RNA. The record is from the annotation of a GenBank genome assembly. Lineage: Eukaryota; Metazoa; Platyhelminthes; Trematoda; Strigeidida; Schistosomatidae.